Messenger RNA from Epinephelus moara (kelp grouper), 4293 nucleotides. It is a transcript of the gene tmem110l, whose product is annotated as transmembrane protein 110, like. NCBI's taxonomy places the organism in Eukaryota, Metazoa, Chordata, Actinopteri, Perciformes, Serranidae. Gene Ontology annotation, cellular component: membrane. Bases 265 to 1179 code for a protein of 304 amino acids. The transcript is spliced from 8 exons. The record is from RefSeq and is a predicted model, not a curated record.
UCCAUCUCGGCUAGCUACUUGACAGUUGGUGUUUUCAUUGUCAUAAACAUGGAUAUGAGUCAGAUAAUCGAUGCCCUUGUCUGCUUUUGCAUCAUGAGAUGUAGCAUCAUCUUCUGGGAACACUGACGGAAAACUUCACCCUGAAUCAGAAACCGGAAGUUGAAAAUCUGGCGGUUUGUUUUUCUCCGGUAAAGAAAGGUUAAGCCCUUUUAGCGCACCGAGGGAGUUCUCCUUUUGUCUCCGUGUUGUUUUUAUCGCCUCAGCAUGGACAUGUACGGAUACAGCGGGGUCUUCUUGGUGAAGAGGUUCCUGGACAAAGGUGUUUUUGAAGUCACAAACAUGUCCGACAUCAACAAGGCGAAUCCUCACGGCUGCGACAACGGAGCCCUGACGGACAGGUUCGGCGUCCUGAUCCAGGGACUCCUGGCUAUCGUUGCCUUCAGCACGCUGAUGUUGAAGAGGUUCCGGGAGCCGGUUGGGAUCAGACGACCGUGGAGAAUCUGGUUUUUCGACACGUCCAAACAGGCCAUCGGUGCUCUUUUCAUCCACUUUGCCAACGUCUUCCUGUCCACGCUCACCAAAGAGGACCCAUGCUCCCUAUAUCUGAUGAACUUCCUGCUGGAUGCCACGUUGGGGAUGCUGGUCAUCUGGCUUGCUGUGAAGUUGGUGUCCAAACUAGUGGAGUACAAGCAGUGGACGCUGCUCAUGUUCGGAGAAUAUGGUGACCCUCCUCAGGCAGCAGCAUGGCUCGGUCAGUGUGGCGUCUACCUGCUCAUCAUGGUGCUGGAGAAAGGUGUCAUCAGCCUGGUGCUGCUCGUCCCCGGAUGGUCCAAAUUGCAGGAGGUGUUGCUGAGCUACAUUGCUAACCCUCAGCUGGAGCUGGUGCUGGUCAUGCUCAUUGUGCCCUUCAUAGUGAACUCCAUCAUGUUCUGGGUGGUGGACAGCCUGACGAUGAGGAAGUACAAGACGAUGAAGAGCCUGGACGACUCCUGCGACAGCUCCGUGAAGAAGGCCGACUCCCUGCCCUGGGUGAACAGCGAGGAGUCACGGGUUCUACUGACUGUCGAGACGGACACCGACGAGGCUUCAGAGGGGGAGGAAGACCCAGGCGACGGUGGACCAGUCCCUCAUGUACAGUAUUCUGGAGGACCACUGAGGCCCAGCUGGGUGGUGGUAUAAACCCAGGUGAUGCUUCUUCCUAGCCGUCCAUCCUCUGUCCACACAAAACACUCUUAAAGAGCCUAAAUAUGAGCAAACACACACAAAAACUUGCAUCUUUAACUCGUCAGAGGUCUAACUAAUCAGCUUCUAUGUAAGCAAAGGCACAAUUAAAGGUCAUAUAACCUGUGAAUGUGAACACUACAGCCUCAGCUGCCUUCCUCUGCACUGAACCGGAGCUUGACUCAGUGUAUGCAUGUAAAUCCAAUAGCAUUUUGGGAAUUAUCCUCUGACCUUGCUGCCUCCGUUAUCUGCAAGAGCACAUCAGAAUAACCACAACUGAACGUGUGUGGAGAGAGAUUAUUAAGGAGGGCAGCGCCCGCGGGGCAAAAUGUACGGGUGGUAAUGACAAAGGCUGAGAUAAAUCCGUCUCCACGCUGGGGACUUUUGGAAAUGAUGUUGCUCUAAAGAGAGUCAUUUAUCGUGUAUCAUAUUCCAAAGAGGGGCAAGUGAAGUAUAUAGAUCUAUAUAGGUGCUCUAAGAUUUUACUCCGUCGAAUAUAACCGCUUCAAAUCCACCUUUUUAAUUAAGGUGUAAUUAUAGUCAUUCUACCACGCUCUCCCUCUGGCUCCUUGCUUUCAUUUUAAAGGAGGGUUUUAUUUCUUUAAACCACGCACAUGUUUUUAACAUUUUUGGCUGCUGCAGUCAUGAUGCACCAAACAUGUUGCGGUAAUAUGGAAAGGUUUUUGUUCUUUGCAACUGGUUGCUUUUAACAAAAUGUGUAUGUGGGCAGGAAAUUCUUUAAGGUCAUGCUAUUUGUUGUAUGUGAUGGAGUACUGGGGCCACUGUUGGGAGAAGUAUAUGAGAUUUUUAGAAUAUUGUCAGAAUAUAUUUGAGAAAAAGUUGUAAAUGUUAUGAGAAAAAAUCCUCAGUUUUAAGGGAAAGAUUUACAAGAACAAAGUCAUAAUUUCUUGAGACAGAUGUCUUGAUAUUUUAGAAGAAAACGAGUCUGACUUAUUCUAAAAUAACUGUCAGUAUCAUAGACUGUAUAAAAAUUGAAGAGGAGUCUCCACUUCCUCCAAAUGUACAAAAAUGAAGCCAGAAUAUCCCAGAUUCAGGUGCCGUCAUGUUGCGCUGGUUCAUUUAAAGCCAGAGUCUGCGCAGUAGUCAUCAGGAAGUGGAGAUGCAGUAUCAAGUUCCCACCCAUACACCUGUCUGACACAUUUGCAAGUCAAUCACAGCUGUCAAUCAUGACAUCACACCCCCUUUUCAUAGCAUCAAACAAAUAAUUAAACCCAAACUUAUCCAAAAAAUGAACACUUGGACAAGUAUCACCGUGGUAAGAACUACCUAAAAUGACAGAAACCAUCUUUAAUUAAGUAUAUCACAUGUACCUUCUGCUAAGUUGGAGGGAUUUAGGAGCUAUACUGCAACCAGCCACCAGGGGGAGUCCGUUUUUUUCCCCAUCCAGAAUUGUCGUAAGUUUAAAAAAAAAAAAAAAAAAAAAGAACACACAACCUCACGUGUCAAUCGCGUUUGCACACUGAGUCUGAAACAUCCAUCCGUCAUUUAAAUUUUCCAAACAGGUUUGAUUUUCUGCGUUUUUCACAUCCUUUCUUUCUUUUCAUUUUGUCACGUAUUGCAAAUAGUCGCAACAAAUACAACAAUAAAACGCAUCGGAAUCGAUUGUUUUCUGAUGGCGGAUGUGAAAGAACAGACUCAGUGUGCAAAGGCCUUUAGACAAAAAAAUAAGUACCACUCUCAUGUCUGUACACCAGAUAUUUCAACUUUGAAGCUACAGUCAGCAGCUGGUUAGCUUAGCUUAGCAUAAAGACUGGGAACGAGGAAACCUGGCUCCGUCCAAAGGUCACAAAAUCCACCUAACGGCAUCUUUAAAGCUCACAAAUAAACAUGCCGUAUCUUUUAAUUGUACAUCUGAUGUGUAAAAACAACACUGGGUUUCACAAGGGUUUUUAUAGGGAGCUUUUUUUUUCUGGGAGCAGUGACUUUUACAGGCUAGCUGUGUCACCAUGUUUCCUGCAUUUGUGCUAUGCUAAGCUAACAAGCUUCUGGCUAUUACUAGGUCUGUCAUGAUAAUUACAGUAUUGAGUCAGCAAAAAUUAUCAAGGUCUUUAUAUCGUACGGCAUUUCCUUUGUGGUUAUACGCGUUAUAUAUUUGUUUUUCCUGCAGGGUUGUCUUGACCAUUUUAAGAAUCGGGCGCCUAACAUUUAUUUACGUUUCAUUUAUGUAGGAUAUUUUAUUUUAUUUUUUUACAUUCCAGUUUUCCAAUAUCUGAGUAUUCGUAACAGUUUUUAUUCCAUUGCUUUUUGGUUAUUUUUGUUACAAUAUGUCAUCUAACAAAAGUAGUUAUCAUGACAGGCCCAGCUGUAACUUCAUAUUCAAUAGACAAAUGUCGGAGUGGUAUCGAUCUUCAACGUUCUUCGUAUUUCAGAAAAACUAUUCCUCUUUAAAAUCUUAAUUUAAUUUAAAAAUGUGAUCAGAACUGACUCUCUGGCAGUGAUAUUUUUCAAAAUAAAACAACCCUUUCUUUGAAAUAUCACGUCAUAAUUCUUGUUACUACUUUCUUCUUUUAUAUUUUUUCUCGAACUUGCAACUUCUCUUUCAUUACACUCCAUCUUUUUUUUUAUUUCAGAAUAUUCUGACUUCUGUAAAUCUCCUAUUUUUCCUCCUAACAUUGGCCCAAUUACUGUUUUGGUAGCUGUGUAUUAAACUUUAUGACAAGCUAUGGCACAUUUUUUAUUUAUUCUGUUUAUAUUUUAUAUAUUUGACUUUAUAUAUUGUGGUCCAAUCUGUGGUAACAACAGGGGAACAGGAAGUUUGUAGUGAAGAGAGAAAACAGGAGAAUUUUAAACGUCAUCUGCAAACUACAGGCGUUUUCCUUUUAUUUUAUGGUUUAAACGCCUAAAGGUCUCCAGUUUGACGUAUUCCAUGUGUAAUGUUUUAUUUUGUAUUCCGAUGUACCUUGUGUAUGUUUUUUUUAUAAACCUGAUUAUGAACAUGUGGAUAAACUGGCACACACGCCCUGUCAUCGACAGGCCGUAAAGUGCUGCGGUGCUUCUUACCGAAUGUAUCUCUUUAAUCUGUGCUAUGAAUAAAGAUGAUUGACACAUGAA